Molecule: messenger RNA, 1053 nt
Organism: Laetiporus sulphureus 93-53
Lineage: Eukaryota; Fungi; Basidiomycota; Agaricomycetes; Polyporales; Laetiporaceae
Product: phosphoenolpyruvate pyruvate domain-containing protein
Exons: 8
Coding region: 1-1053 (350 amino acids)
Molecular function (GO): catalytic activity
Source: RefSeq, a predicted model, not a curated record
AUGCCGGGCUUCGAAUUCACCAAGGAGACCACCGAGCACGUCGAGCAGGCUUCCGUCCCCGCGCCGCAGGCUCCUCUGAGCAAUGGCUUCGUGGAGAACGGUGCCUACUACAAUGCCCGACUCGACCCCAAGAACUACCUUGAAGGCCCACUUUCAUCCAACCCCGCAACUCGUCUCCGACAGAUGCUCGCCCGACCAGGCAUCGUUAUUGCACCUGGUAUCUGCGACGGUAUUAGUGCUCGUUGCGCACUCGAGGCGGGCUUCACCUGCUUGUACCAGAGUGGCGCUGCGACGACAGCAUCCCGCCUUGGCAUGCCCGACCUGGCUAUUGCUACUCAAAAUGACUUCGUUCAGUCUGCAGAGAUGGUUUGCAGUCUAGACCCAACUUGCCCCGUCAUCGCCGAUGCGGAUACUGGCUUCGGUGGUCCCGCUAUGGUUGCACGCACGGUGACCAAGUAUGCGCGCGCCGGUGUCGCAGGCCUCCACAUCGAAGACCAGGUCCAGACCAAGCGCUGUGGACACUUGAUGGGCAAGCAGGUCGUCUCUCGCGAAGAGUUCCUCCAGCGCAUCCGUGCGGCUGUCAUCGCACGCGAUUCGAUUCCAGGAGGCUCUGACUUCGUCAUCAUUGGUCGCACAGAUUCUGCACAAGUCCUCGGCAUGGAGGAGGCCGUCACCCGUCUCAAGCUCGCGGCUGCCGCCGGUGCUGAUGUGUGCUUUAUUGAGGGUGUCAAGACGUCCGAGCUCCUUAAGUCGACCGUCGCUGCACUCGCACCCAAGCCGGUGCUUGUCAAUGUCAUCUCCGGUGGCUUGACGCCCUCGUUCACGUGCGACGAGGCCGAGAAAUACGGCGCGAAGAUCAUCAUCUUCUCGCUGGUAUCCUGCGUCGCGAUGGUGCACGCAUGCCGCGCCGCGAUGGCAUCGCUCAAGAAGACCGGCACAGAUUUCUCGUCCGCCAAGGGCAUGGACCCCAAGGCAUUCUUCGAAGUGAUGGGUCUUGACGAUGUCGUCCAGCUCGACGCUGCAGCGGGUGCGAAGAACUUCGAGCUCGUCUGA